GUAGUUGAUAGUUUGCAUGGUGAAGACAUGGCAGACAGUGUCAAAACCUUUCUUCAGGACCUUGCCAAAGGAAUCAAGGACUCCAUCUGGGGUAUCUGUACCAUCUCAAAGCUGGAUGCUCGAAUACAGCAAAAGAGAGAGGAACAGCGUCGAAGAAGGGCAAGUAGUGCCCUGGCUCAGAGGAGAGCCCAGAAUAUAGAGCCAGAAUUAGAGCGUGAUCCAGGUAUUUUUAGUAGAAUUUUCCAGUGCUGUGCUUGGAAUGGAGGAGUAUUCUGGCUUAGUCUCCUCUUGUUUUAUCAAGUGUUUAUUCCUAUACUUCAGUCUAUAACAGCAAAAAUUAUUGGUGAUCCAUCACUACAUGGAGAUGUUUGGUCAUGGCUGGAAUUCGUCCUCACAUCAAUUUUUAGUGUUCUUUGGGUGCUUCCACUGUUUGUGCUUAGCAAAGUUGUCAAUGCCAUUCGGUUCCAAGACAUAGCUGAUCUGGCAUUUGAGGUAUCAGGGAAGAAGCAACCAUUAUCUAGUUUCAGCAAAAUCAUUGCUGAUAUACUUUUCAACCUUUUGCUGCAGGUUCUUUUUCUUUUCCAGGGGAUGUUUGUGAGUCUCUUUCCCAUCCAUCUUGUUGGUCAGCUGGUUAGUCUCCUGCAUAUGUCCCUUCUGUAUUCACUAUACUGCUUUGAAUAUCGCUGGUUCAAUAAUGGAAUGGAGAUGCACCAGCGGCUGUCAAACAUAGAAAGGAAUUGGCCUUACUACUUUGGAUUUGGUUUACCCUUGGCUUUCCUCACAGCAAUGCAAUCCUCAUACAUUAUCAGUGGCUGCCUCUUCUCCAUCCUCUUUCCUUUAUUCAUUAUUAGUGCCAAUGAAGCAAAGACCCCUGGCAAAGCAUACCUUUUUCAGUUGCGCCUCUUCUCCUUGGUGGUCUUCUUAAGCAACAGACUUUUCCACAAGACGAUCUACCUGCAGUCUGCUCUGAGUAGCUCAACUUCUUCAGAGAAGUUUCCCUCACCACAUCCAUCUCCUGCUAAACUGAAGGCUGUUGCAGGCCACUGA
Messenger RNA from Chrysochloris asiatica (Cape golden mole), 1047 nucleotides. Its product is annotated as etoposide-induced protein 2.4 homolog. The coding region runs from base 28 to 1047 and encodes 339 amino acids. The record is from RefSeq and is a predicted model, not a curated record. The transcript has a single exon. NCBI's taxonomy places the organism in Eukaryota, Metazoa, Chordata, Mammalia, Afrosoricida, Chrysochloridae. Gene Ontology annotation, biological process: macroautophagy. Gene Ontology annotation, cellular component: endoplasmic reticulum.